AAUUAAUUGAAUUUAUUAUUGACUUGGAAAAGUACUGCAAAACGAACAAAGCAAUUUACCGUGCAUCACUUACAACAACCAUAAACUAGUUGCAUUGGCUUGACUUCAACUGUCAAACAACCUGACUAAGCAAAAAUUAGCAUUCUUACAUCAUUAGAGCGCUAACCAGAUAACAACAAGUGCUAAAAUCAACACAAGUUCUAYCUAAUAUCACAACAGAAGCGCGGAACAAUAACGGUACUCUAAAUAAAAGGCAAAAUACCAAAAACUGCUAACAAUAAAACAAAGCAAMAAUUUCCAUAAAUUCAUUUGCUAAACGAAUUACUCAAAUAUAGAUAAUGCUAAUCAUGAAACAAUAAAAGCAACAAACCAAUAUCAUCACUAAUGCGUAUCGACAGUAAAAUUCUUAUUGAAUGAUAACUGCAGCUGCCAGAUACAUAUAGUAUAUACUAUUGGAGCGGAGAGCACAUAAUAACUAGUUUACACUGCGCAACAAUUGCUUGUAAUUACGGCACUCAACGCAACUGUAAAUUACAAAUACAAACAUAUUAUAGCUAAAUACAUCCAAAAGYAUUUCCUCAUCGUUCAAACCAUGGGCUCCGGUCAUUACAUUUGGGCGAUAUUCUUUUUUGCCAGUUUAUGUAGUGCAUCGCUAGCUAAUAAUGCCAAAAUAAAUUUCCGAGAAAAGGAGAAAAAAGUCUUAGACCAAAUUUUAGGUGCAGGAAAAUAUGAUGCCAGAAUACGUCCAUCCGGAAUUAACGGCACGGAAAAUGCGCCUACUCUUGUCUAUGUCAACAUGUUCCUACGGUCAAUCUCAAAAAUCGACGAUUACAAAAUGGAAUACAGCGUGCAACUGACCUUCCGCGAGCAAUGGACCGAUGAGCGGCUGAAAUUCGAUGACAUACAAGGUCGCCUCAAGUAUCUAACAUUGACCGAAGCGAAUCGUGUAUGGAUGCCCGAUUUGUUCUUCUCAAACGAAAAAGAGGGUCAUUUCCACAACAUAAUCAUGCCGAAUGUUUAUAUACGCAUCUUUCCCAAUGGUUCCGUAUUGUACAGUAUUCGUAUCUCGCUGACGCUGGCUUGUCCAAUGAAUCUCAAAUUAUAUCCUUUGGAUCGACAAAUAUGUUCACUACGCAUGGCUAGUUAUGGUUGGACAACAAACGAUCUGGUAUUCCUGUGGAAGGAGGGCGAUCCCGUGCAAGUGGUUAAGAACUUACACCUACCUCGCUUCACACUUGAAAAAUUCUUGACUGAUUAUUGCAACAGUAAAACGAAUACGG
Bactrocera latifrons is the source of this 1280-nucleotide messenger RNA. RefSeq names its product glutamate-gated chloride channel-like. Gene Ontology annotation, molecular function: transmembrane signaling receptor activity; extracellular ligand-gated monoatomic ion channel activity; neurotransmitter receptor activity. The record is from RefSeq and is a predicted model, not a curated record. Gene Ontology annotation, biological process: chemical synaptic transmission; signal transduction; regulation of membrane potential. Gene Ontology annotation, cellular component: synapse; neuron projection; membrane. Lineage: Eukaryota; Metazoa; Arthropoda; Insecta; Diptera; Tephritidae. The transcript has 8 exons. The annotation marks the transcript as partial.